GAAAGGGAGAAAAUCCCAAGCAGACACUGUGCUGAGGGUGGAGCUAACAGGGGGACUCGAUCUCCCAACCCCGAGAUCAUGACCUGAGCCGAAACCAAGCGUCAGACACUUAACUGACUGAGCCUCCCAGGCACCCCGUCCUGAGCUCUCUUUUUGUCUUUUCAACGUAUUUCUUGAGUCCUUACCAUGUGCUGGGCUCAGUACUUGGUGCUGAGGGACAAAGGGCUGAGCAAAAUAGUUAUAAUCCCUCCCCAAAAUUUACAGUCAGCGGGAUGGUGAGACAAGGGGCAAUUUAUUUUUUUAAAUUAUUUUUUUAUCUUAAAGAUUUUUAUUUAUUUAACCAUGAGAGACAGAGAGAGGGGCAGAGACACAGGUAGAGGGAGAAGCAGGCCCCAUGCAGGGAGCCCGACUGGGAUUUGAUCCUGGACCUCCAGGAUCACGCCCCGGGGCUGAAGGCAGCGCUGAACCGCUGAGCCACCCGGGCUGCCCAGGGCAACUUAGCUAUAAUUGUGGCAAGUACUUGAGAGGAAACGUACUUGCCAGGGAGGUAAAGGAGACCAAACGCAGUUUGCAGUCUGCGUGGGGGAGCUGGGACACCUUCCCUGAGGAAGUUCCAUCUAAGCUGUGACCCGGGGGAGAAGUUGAGCCUGACUCGGCGAAGUGUGCGUGGUGUGAGUGUGAUGGGGAACAACGUGGAAGGAGAUUCCCUUUUGUAUAGAGGUCACCGAUUGGCAGCUCACAGGCUGAAUUCAUUCCAUAGAUGUGAUUUAUUUGGCUUGCAGUGUUGAAAAAUGUGAAUUACUUGCCAACAUUUAAAAAUCAGGAGCUGUCACAUUAAAAUGUACAUUUUUUUCAGCAGCUGUUGAAAAAUCCGAUCAGGCUCCCCUGGGAUGCCAGUGGCAGCUACCUACUGGUGUGGGGUGGUACGUGCCCCUGCUGAGCUCAGGGGGUGCACUCUCUUUAGUUCCUCCCAGAUCCCCUAAGCCAUGGGUGCCUUUGCUCAUUGACACAGGCACUUGAGUUUGUCACCACCAACAAAUCAGUGCUGUUUAGGGAAGAGGUGAACGUGUGUGUAAGUGUGCUGCUUUGGAGUCAGGCGGAUCAGGGGUCAAAUCCUGGUUCCUGCACCUCUGGGGCUACUUGAGCUAGGGCAGGGCAGUUACCUCCCUCCCUCUGCCUCCAGUCCCUCGCCUGUUGCCUAUGGAAGGGGGAUACCAUUGCCUUCCUCCAGGAUUUUGGGGGGGGUGAGGCGUCUGAAGGGCUUCGCUUGGCCGGGAGGUGCUGUCUAUGAUGAUAGCUCCCGGGGCGGUCGGCUGUCAUGGUGUUAAAACCAACUCCUCCCUUUCUCUCAGCAGCAUGUCGUGGUUUAGUGGCCUCCUGGUCCCCAAAGUGGACGAACGGAAGACAGCCUGGGGUGAACGCAAUGGGCAGAAGCGUCCACGCCGCGGGACUCGGACCAGUGGCUUCUGCACGCCCCGCUAUAUGAGCUGCCUCCGGGAUGCGCAGCCCCCCAGUCCCACCCCUGCGGCUCCGCCUCGGUGCCCCUGGCAGGAUGAGGCCUUCAUCCGGAGAGGCGGCCCGGGCAAGGGCACGGAGCUGGGGCUGCGGGCGGUGGCCCUGGGCUUCGAGGACACUGAGGCCAUGUCAGCGGCUGGGGCAGCUGAGGUGGCCCCUGACGUGACCCCCGGGAGUAGGCGAUCCUGCUGGCGCCGUCUGGCCCAGGUGUUCCAGUCGAAGCAGUUCCGCUCGGCCAAGCUGGAGCGCCUGUACCAGCGGUACUUCUUUCAGAUGAACCAGAGCAGCCUGACGCUGCUGAUGGCGGUGCUGGUGCUGCUGACAGCGGUGCUGCUCGCCUUCCAUGCUGCGCCUGCCCGCCCUCAGCCUGCCUACGUGGCCCUGCUGGCCUGUGCCGCCACCCUCUUCGUGGCGCUCAUGGUGGUGUGUAACCGGCACAGCUUUCGCCAGGACUCCAUGUGGGUGGUGAGCUACGUGGUGCUGGGCAUCCUGGCAGCCGUUCAGGUUGGGGGUGCCCUGGCAGCCAACCCCCGCAGCCCCUCUGUGGGCCUCUGGUGCCCUGUGUUUUUUGUCUACAUCACCUACACGCUCCUACCCAUCCGCAUGCGGGCAGCUGUCUUCAGUGGCCUGGGCCUGUCCACCCUGCAUUUGAUCUUGGCCUGGCAACUCAACCGCGGUGACGCCUUCCUCUGGAAGCAGCUCGGUGCCAACAUGCUGCUGUUCCUCUGCACCAACGUCAUUGGCAUCUGCACACACUACCCAGCUGAGGUCUCUCAGCGCCAGGCCUUUCAGGAGACCCGCGGUUACAUUCAGGCCCGGCUGCACCUGCAGCACGAGAACCGGCAGCAGGAACGGCUGCUGCUGUCCGUGUUGCCCCAGCAUGUUGCCAUGGAGAUGAAAGAAGAUAUCAACACAAAGAAAGAAGACAUGAUGUUCCACAAGAUCUACAUCCAGAAGCAUGACAAUGUCAGCAUCCUGUUUGCAGACAUUGAAGGCUUCACCAGCCUGGCGUCCCAGUGCACCGCGCAGGAGCUGGUCAUGACCCUGAACGAGCUCUUUGCCCGGUUUGACAAGCUGGCUGCGGAAAAUCACUGCCUGAGGAUCAAGAUCUUAGGGGACUGUUACUACUGUGUGUCGGGGCUGCCGGAGGCCCGGGCAGACCAUGCCCACUGCUGUGUGGAGAUGGGGGUGGACAUGAUCGAGGCCAUCUCGCUGGUGCGUGAGGUGACAGGUGUGAACGUGAACAUGCGCGUGGGCAUCCACAGCGGGCGUGUGCACUGUGGCGUCCUUGGCCUGCGGAAAUGGCAGUUCGAUGUGUGGUCCAAUGACGUGACUCUGGCCAACCACAUGGAGGCGGGGGGCCGGGCCGGCCGCAUCCACAUCACCCGGGCCACGCUGCAGUACCUGAACGGGGACUACGAGGUGGAGCCGGGCCGUGGUGGUGAGCGGAACGCGUACCUCAAGGAGCAGCACAUCGAGACCUUCCUCAUCCUGGGAGCCAGCCAGAAACGGAAAGAGGAGAAGGCCAUGCUGGCCAAGCUGCAGCGGACGCGGGCCAACUCCAUGGAAGGCCUGAUGCCACGCUGGGUGCCCGACCGCGCCUUCUCCCGGACCAAGGACUCCAAGGCUUUCCGCCAGAUGGGCAUUGAUGAUUCCAGCAAAGACAACCGGGGUGCCCAAGAUGCCCUGAACCCCGAAGAUGAGGUCGAUGAGUUCCUGGGCCGUGCCAUCGAUGCCCGCAGCAUCGAUCAGCUACGGAAGGACCACGUGCGCCGCUUCCUGCUUACCUUCCAGAGAGAGGAUCUUGAAAAGAAGUACUCGAGGAAGGUGGACCCCCGCUUUGGAGCCUAUGUGGCCUGUGCGCUGUUGGUCUUCUGCUUCAUCUGCUUUAUCCAGCUCCUCGUCUUCCCACACUCAACCGUGAUGCUUGGGAUCUACGCCAGUAUCUUUGUGCUGCUGCUGAUCACCGUGCUGACCUGUGCCGUGUACUCCUGUGGCUCUCUCUUCCCCAAGGCCCUGCGACGUCUUUCCCGCAGCAUCGUCCGCUCUCGGGCGCACAGCACUGUGGUUGGCAUUUUUUCAGUCUUGCUAGUGUUCACCUCCGCCAUCGCCAACAUGUUCACCUGUAACCACACCCCCAUCCGGACCUGUGCAGCCCGGAUGCUGAAUGUAACACCCGCUGACAUCACCGCCUGCCACCUGCAGCAGCUCAAUUACUCUCUGGGCCUGGAUGCUCCGCUGUGUGAGGGCACCGCACCCACUUGCAGCUUCCCUGAGUACUUCGUUGGGAACAUGCUGCUGAGUCUCUUGGCCAGCUCUGUCUUCCUGCACAUCAGUAGCAUCGGGAAGUUGGCCAUGAUCUUUGUCCUGGGGCUCAUCUAUUUGGUGCUGCUUCUGCUGGGCCCCCCAGCCACCAUCUUUGACAACUAUGACCUGCUGCUUGGUGUCCAUGGCUUGGCUUCUUCCAAUGACACCUUUGAUGGGCUGGACUGCCCAGCUGCGGGGAGGGUGGCACUGAAAUACAUGACCCCUGUGAUUCUGCUGGUGUUUGCCCUGGCGUUGUAUCUGCACGCCCAGCAGGUGGAAUCAACUGCACGUCUGGACUUCCUCUGGAAACUGCAGGCAACGGGGGAGAAGGAGGAGAUGGAGGAGCUCCAGGCCUACAACCGAAGGCUCCUGCAUAACAUUCUGCCUAAGGACGUGGCUGCCCACUUCCUGGCCCGGGAGCGCCGGAACGAUGAGCUCUACUACCAGUCGUGUGAGUGUGUGGCCGUCAUGUUUGCCUCCAUUGCCAACUUUUCUGAGUUCUAUGUGGAGCUGGAGGCAAACAAUGAGGGUGUCGAGUGCCUGCGGCUGCUCAACGAAAUCAUCGCUGACUUUGAUGAGAUCAUCAGCGAGGAGCGGUUCCGGCAGCUGGAGAAAAUCAAGACGAUCGGUAGCACGUACAUGGCUGCGUCGGGGCUGAACGCCAGCACCUACGAUCAGGCCGGCCGCUCCCACAUCACUGCUCUGGCCGACUAUGCCAUGCGGCUCAUGGAGCAGAUGAAACACAUCAACGAGCACUCCUUCAACAACUUCCAGAUGAAGAUUGGGCUGAACAUGGGCCCAGUUGUGGCAGGCGUCAUUGGGGCUCGGAAGCCACAGUAUGACAUCUGGGGGAACACGGUGAAUGUCUCUAGCCGUAUGGACAGCACAGGGGUUCCUGACCGAAUCCAGGUGACCACGGACUUGUACCAGGUUCUAGCUGCCAAAGGCUACCAGCUGGAGUGUCGAGGGGUGGUCAAGGUGAAGGGCAAGGGGGAGAUGACCACCUACUUCCUCAAUGGGGGCCCCCCCAGUUAGCAGGGCCCAGCUACAAGUUCAGCUGUCAGGACCAAGGUGGGCAUUUAAGUGGACUCUGUGCUCGCUGGAUGGAGCUGUGGCCGGGGGCACCAAGCCUCCAGACCCUGCUGACCACAAAAGGGAACACCUCAGCAGGCUGUGCUUGGACCAUGCUCGUCUGCCCUCAGGCUGGUGAACAAGGGAUACCAAGAGGAUUAUGCAAGUGACUUUUACUUUUCUAAUUGGGGUAGGGCUGGCUGUUCCCUCUUUCUUCCAGCUUUUGGGAGCAGGGGAGGCAGCAGCAGCAGAGGCAGCAGGAGCCCUCCUGCCUGAGGGUUUAAAAUGGCAGCUUGCCAUGCCUACCCUUUCCCCUGUCUGUCUGGGCAACAGACUUGGGGCUGGGCCCUUCCUUUCCCUCUUUUUCCUGGGAAUAUUUUGUACAAAGACUGGGGCGGGCAUGAGGAGUACCUAUUCCGUGCUUGCCUCUGCUAUGCCUGCGUCCCCAGCACUGGCCUUGGGUACCCCACCCCAGUCUGGUCUCCCUUCUAGGCACAGGGCAGAGGAGGGAGACACUCUGGGGACCCAGCUCUGUCCAUAUUUCAGGGGAGUAUUUCCAUUUGCCAAAUCCUAGUCCCAUGAUCUGUCCCCAAAGGGGAACAAAGGGACUUUUGACAGCUCAGAUUUAGCCCCAGUUCCUGCACAACUCCAGGGAAAGGGGCAUCUGGCCUCAUUGGUACUGUGAAAAUGGCCAGCCAGAGAGCAAGCAUGUAUGUGGGGAUGUCAGAAGAUCAGGAGCUGGAAGUACACCUGCAGGUGCCAAAGUGAGCAGGCCGGCCAGGGAGUGGGGUGGUACCAGACUCUUGAUCUGAGGGCCCCACUGGGGUCGGGAUCAGGUCACUCUGCCCCCAUGCUAUCUUGCUGUCUGCCGGCAAAGGGGCACAGAGCAUCUCUACCCCCUCUGUUGCCAAAUAGAAAAGGGUCAGGGCAUGGAGGAGGAUGACCCUGGUCCAAACCUGUCCUCCCAAGUCUUUGGCACUGGGGAGGGCCUGUGUGUCUGUGUCAUGUGUGUGCAUGUUGGCUUUGGUGUGUGUAUCUGUUUCCCAGGUUUGUGUGUGUCCUUGUGCUCCUCCUCAGCUCCCUACCUGGGGCUGCCUCUCUCCUGUGGGCCUCUGUCUUCUGGGAAUAAGGCAGGGUGUCGGAUUUCAAGGGAUGGAGAAAGAUGCCUCGGUUGCACAGGAGUGGCAUGGGGUAUGGUAGUAAGAGGAGGGUGCCCUGGGGAGAAGAGUCCUUUUUGUGCCAAAUCCCUAAGUGCCAUUUGGGGGCUGUGUGCGUAGCAUGACUGUGUCCCUGCCUGGGGCAGGAACCCAGGUGCCUACUUGAGCCUCAGUGCUCCAGGCACUUGAACCGUCUGGGGUUUGGUGGCCAGAGGCUCAGGAACUUCCUGGGUUCCCCAGCUGGUGGUAUACUUUGGGACUGGGGUAGCAUGGGAUCUCUCUGAAGACCCAGAUACUGGUACUUAGGGGAUGGGGCAAGGGAACCUGAAACUUGGCGUUCUUCAGCCUUCAGUCUCAGUUUAGCAUGUUCCUGGCUCUUCAAUCCCCAUGAAGCCUGCAAGGACUAGAAGGGUUGGGAGGUUGGACUCUAGAUACCCUUCCUAUCUCUGCCUUCCUUUCACCGCUUUCUCUGCAACCUCCUUGCUUCAGGCCUGAAUUAAUUGGUGCCUUGGUUUCUCUGUAUCUAGAGUCAGAGGCAUUAGCCUGAAUUUUGCUUGAAGAUCAUUUUGUCUUGGAGGUGAUUAGAAAGACCGAGGAGAGAGGGUCCCAGAGUUGCUGGGACCCCUUGCGGAGGCCUGGUUCUGGCUCAUAUUGCCUCCCUUGGGGGAUCUUCAUGCAUCAACCAAAUGGGCUAUCAGGCACUUCAUUAGACAUGGCAGGAGGAGGGGAAAAGACUAAUUGGUCCAGACAGAAAAUCAGCUUCCUUUCCCCAGCCAUAUCCCUGGAUAGGAAAGGACUGCUUGGAGCCCUUGGGUGGGAGUGAGGAUGUAAGGAGACCAGAGGGGAAAGACCUCAGUCUUGGGUAACUUGUCUUUGCUUCUUGCCAAGCGGGAGGGUCCUGUCCACACCCUGACUCCCCAUACCACAGUGCCAGCCAUGCCCUUCUCCUGGGCUCCCAUUGCCCCCUCUCUCACCAGGUGAUGGGGGAGUCAGUGGAUGGGAGGCCCAUGGACUUUGGUUUUAUAAUGUAACCACUGUGGGGGGGAGGGUGGUGUAUCAUGUAUUUCAGUGAAAUAUUUAAUAUAUUUAAAUAUCAAUAAAAUCAAAUUCUUUGUAAAA
This is a messenger RNA of Nyctereutes procyonoides (raccoon dog), 7169 nucleotides long. It is a transcript of the gene ADCY6, whose product is annotated as adenylate cyclase 6. Gene Ontology annotation, cellular component: plasma membrane. The coding region runs from base 1288 to 4857 and encodes 1189 amino acids. The transcript is spliced from 21 exons. Gene Ontology annotation, biological process: cAMP biosynthetic process; adenylate cyclase-activating G protein-coupled receptor signaling pathway; adenylate cyclase-inhibiting G protein-coupled receptor signaling pathway. Gene Ontology annotation, molecular function: adenylate cyclase activity. The record is from RefSeq and is a predicted model, not a curated record. Lineage: Eukaryota; Metazoa; Chordata; Mammalia; Carnivora; Canidae.